Salmo salar (Atlantic salmon) is the source of this 3058-nucleotide messenger RNA. The record is from RefSeq and is a predicted model, not a curated record. NCBI's taxonomy places the organism in Eukaryota, Metazoa, Chordata, Actinopteri, Salmoniformes, Salmonidae.
GUGUGUGUGUUUGUGUGUAGUUCAGUGUGCUUGCAGGUUAAUGUGCGCAUGUGCCUCUACUGUACGUGUGUCUAUAAAGCAGAGUCAGUACUCAGACAGACAGACAGACAGACAGACAGACAGACAGACACCAUGUCUCCCUCCCAGUCCUCCCUACUAGUACUGCUGCUGAUGGUCUCCUGCUCCUGGGCCCCCCGCUCCUUAGGAGGAACCAUGACCUUCAUCUUCAUAGGGACCAACCCAGACGGGACCUACGGGGUGGACGUUCUUUACAAGACAGCCUUUACACGUUGUGGUACAUGGUUGUGUACCAGUGAGGACUGUGGGAAUGAGGUUAUGAUAGAGGGUCAGACAGUGGACCAGGAGAUGUCUGGGGACUGGUGUCAGUCAGAAGGAGUCUUUAAUGUUGACUUAUCCAGUAACACAGUCGCCUUUCUCUGCGAUUGAAUAGAAGUUUAUGGAUAGACAAUGAUAAUUCUGUUGUUGUUUGGAGGCUGUGGCCCUAUGUGGAUCUUGGGGUCAGGUCUGACACGGGGACAGUCAACCAAUCUCCACAGACCACUGUCAUACCUCUGAUGCGUGUCCCUGCUAAUUGUCAAAGAGAUUUCAACCUGUUGCUGUUUGAUCCAGAUGGGGAUAUGGUCAGAUGCAGAUAUGCAGUACCAACGGAUGAGUGUUACACAUCAAGUGACCUUCCUAAUGACUUCACUCUACGAGAGAACUGCACCUUGUCAUUUUGGGGCAACAGUAAUACCACUGGAACAUAUGCAGUUCAGUUAACGAUGGAGGAUUUCCCUACUCAGUCCAUCUCUCUCUCCUAUACUGAUGGAUCUCAAUCUAACAGGACCUCAAACGAUACACUCUGCAAACUACCUGUUCAGUUUGUAGUGAGAGUGGACCCCCCGGUGACAUCCUGUAUGGAGGGGCUGUACCUACCCAUGUUCCUGUCUCCAACACCAGCCCAGGGUGCACUGCUGAACGCCUCUGCAGACCAACCCCUGGAAAUCACUGUCAGAGCACAGGCUACCAACUCCACGGUUGCAGAGCUGUUGGUGAGUGGACCUUCCGGUAUCACAAAGAACACCACUGAUCCAGGAGAGUACCUUCUAAGAUGGACGCCCACUGAGGUUGAGGAGGGAGGGUACUAUCCUGUGUGCUUCAUCGCUCAGGGAGUGAACAACAGUUCCAAGUAUCACUCUGAGCUGCGCUGUGUGAUCGUCAGGGUUGGAAACACAAGCGCCAUCAGAACCACAGAGCCAAUAACCUCUCCUCCUCUGACAAUAAACCUCACAACCACAGAGGAGCCAACAACCUCCCCUCCUCUGACAAUAAACCUCACAACCACAGAGGAACCAACAACCUCUCCUCCUCUGACAAUAAACCUCACGACCUCACAGAUUGCACCUGAACUUCCAACCACGCCCACAAAUUUCAGUACAUACGCAACCACAGCAUCCCCAACUUUUAGUACAAACCCAACCACCGAUCUCACAACCCAUAUUGUGGACAGUACAACAAAGAACAGUGGGCCUAGAUACGUUGUAGUACUGAGGAUAAAAGUGUCCUCUCUGAUCCCACUGACGGAUAAUUACAUCAGAAACGUGGUGUUUCAGCAGCUCCGUGAGGAACUGAUCAGACUAGGGCUGCCAGGGGACUUCACGCUACGCCUGUUAGCCACUCAUGACAUCAGUCCCUGAGGGAGGAACAGGAAAUCAGCUCGACUUUCUUCACUUCUACUUGUCUUUUCUUCCUGGUUCUGAUUCUGCAGAUAGUUAUUUUGAAGAAGGAGUGGUUCCUUAUAAUGACAGAAUACAGUUGAUUUGUAAUAAUCUCCUGUGGGUCGCCAAGAUUAGUUGAAUGAACUGACACUACGUCUUUCUGGAUGUAAGUUGAAGGACUAAAACGUAAAUGAUUUAUGUCCACAAGAAGAAAUGCAACAUAAAUAUGAUUGGUAAUGUACAGAGGUAGACUGAGGUUCUUUCCUGUUUGGUAAUGUACAGAGGUAGACUGAGGUUCUUUCCUGUUUGGUAAUGUACAGAGGUAGACUGAGGUUCUUUCCUGUUUGGUAAUGUACAGAGGUAGACUGAGGUUCUUUCCUGUUUGGUAAUGUACAGAGGUAGACUGAGGUUCUUUCCUGUUUGGUAAUGUACAGAGGUAGACUGAGGUUCUUUCCUGUUUGGUAAUGUACAGAGGUAGACUGAGGUUCUUUCCUGUUUGGUAAUGUACAGAGGUAGACUGAGGUUCUUUCCUGUGUCAAGAAUAGUUGGUUGAGGCUCAGUUUUCUGUGACAUUUUAGUGACAAAGGACACAGGUUCCACCCACACACACACACUCAGGAAGAAGUUUCACUUUCACUCACACAUGGAGCAUAAAGAAGAAUGAACACUGAUGGAGAAUUGACAUUGACUAAAUAGAAGAACAGAUUCAUUUAGAUUUUUAAUAUACUUGUUUUUUUAUUCUGAAAGUGUUCUAGUACAUUCUAGGAGGAACCCUAAAGGUUACCUCAUUGAUAGGAGUAUUCUAGUACAAACCCUUAAGGUUACCUCAUUGAUAGGAGUGUUCUAGUACAUUCUAGGAGGAACCCUGAAGGUUACCUCAUUGAUAGGAGUGUUCUAGUACAUUCUAGGAGGAACCCUAAAGGUUACCUCACUGAUAGGAGUGUUCUAGUACAUUCUAGGAGGAACCCUAAAGGUUACCUCAUUGAUAGGAGUGUUCUAGUAGCUGUUAGUUUUUUAGACACCAACUGAGGGACUGAGCAUCCUGAAGGGGGAGACAAAAAGCUCUUUAUAAAUUGUAGAAGGUAAGAACCCGUUUUUCUUGUUAUUAAAUACUGUGCUUCUCAUGAAAUUGUAAUAGUCAAAAUAUAUAUAUAUAUAUAUUAUAUUGGUAAACCCUAAUAAGGGUUUAGAUAAGGGUUUAGUUAAGGGCGCUGAAGGCAUCUCUCAAUUUAAUCCAAGGUACAUUUUUGUUUAUCAUCGAUUGGUGAUAUUGAUUUUUGAUAGUUUUUUUUAAUGCCUGUUUCUGGAAUUUUGAAUAAACUUGUUUUAUUGUUCUGAAA